UCUGUCGCUUGUGAGUGUUUUUUUUCUUUUUUUUUCUAGGCCGGGUCUCUCGGUUAUUGAAUGGAGCCAGUGACCUGUCAGUCUUGACUGAUGGGACCCCGUGUGUGGGAAAAUCCCACAGCCAAAGAGUUGGAGCAUUCACAUGCUAAUUGGGCUUGAUAAAUAAGAGGGCCGCGCCGCGCCGAGGGCCCUAGAGGCGCGCUGAGAUUCAGAGUAGAGGAGACACAAGCGCACAGACACCGGGCAAGUAAAAUGACUGCUUCAUCUAUGGCGCACAACGUGGGGAAACACCACAGUGCAAAGGAGGAGAGAAAGCUGAGAAAGCCGCUUAUUGAGAGGAAGCGACGAGAGCGGAUAAACAAUUGCUUGGAUCAGCUGAAAGAAACUGUGAUCGGCGCGUUCAGGCUUGAUCAAUCCAAACUGGAAAAAGCCGACAUUCUAGAGAUGACAGUGAAACAUCUGCAGAACAUCCAGAGUAAUAAACUCAAUGACCCCACAUUAGGCCUGGAAGCCCAGCAGAAAUACAGCACAGGGUACAUCCAAUGCAUGCACGAGGUCCACAACAUGCUCCUCACCUGCGACUGGAUGGACAAAAGUCUGGGCUCCCGCCUGCUCAACCACCUCCUCAAGUCGCUGCCCAGGACCACCGACGAGCACCCCCUUCCCCCCACACCAAGACACGAUGUUCCUCCUCUGGCCAGCCAGGGUACAGGGCUCCCUGGAACCCCCCACAGAGGAGACCCCCUCGCUGGGAGGCAGCCGCAGAGAGAAGGGCCCACCUGCCAUGUGGCUGGGCACAGAGAGAGGCCAGCGCUGCACAGCUCCCACCUGGGGAUGCUGGAGAUGUGGAGGCCCUGGUGAACAGGUGGAUUGAUGAUUUUGGUUGUCCAAUUUGUUAGACCAUCCUCUGUUAUGUAUCUUAUAGAUAUGCUGCUCAGAAGACAAACGUGGGGCAGUUUUGUUCCAGUGAUUAUUAUUGUAGGUGUGCUAUAAUGAUUCUAUACAGACCUUUCCUCAGUACUUCCCUUCAGAAGUCGACUUCUUGUAGCCUGCAUUAUAGAAGGCUCUUAUUAAUCUUUCAUGUAUUUAUUGUAUUAACAGCUUUAUUUAUUUGAUAUUAUAAGGCAUGUCUUUGCUUUGUAGAUUAUUUGCUUGGCAUUGCAUAGAUUUUUAUGUUUUCCUCCUUUGCUGUAAU
Messenger RNA from Scatophagus argus, 1195 nucleotides. It is a transcript of the gene her8.2, whose product is annotated as hairy-related 8.2. The record is from RefSeq and is a predicted model, not a curated record. Gene Ontology annotation, biological process: regulation of transcription by RNA polymerase II; regulation of neurogenesis; anterior/posterior pattern specification. Bases 253 to 861 code for a protein of 202 amino acids. Gene Ontology annotation, molecular function: protein dimerization activity; DNA-binding transcription factor activity, RNA polymerase II-specific; RNA polymerase II cis-regulatory region sequence-specific DNA binding. Gene Ontology annotation, cellular component: nucleus. The transcript is spliced from 4 exons. Lineage: Eukaryota; Metazoa; Chordata; Actinopteri; Scatophagidae.